This is a messenger RNA of Carassius auratus (goldfish), 2300 nucleotides long. Its product is annotated as trichohyalin. Lineage: Eukaryota; Metazoa; Chordata; Actinopteri; Cypriniformes; Cyprinidae. The record is from RefSeq and is a predicted model, not a curated record. The transcript has 2 exons. The coding region runs from base 9 to 1334 and encodes 441 amino acids.
AGGAGAAAAUGGGGGCAUCAGAGUCACAUGCAAGAGCUCAAUCCGAUCCAGAUAUUAGAGAGAGAGACCUGGAGAGAAGAGAGAAAGAACUGAAGCAAAGAGAAACAGAACUGGAUAAAAGACUGAUGGACCAGCAGAGAACACAGAUGUGCUGGUUUAUACGUCAAAUACUGGGGAAAAAAGAGAUGGAACAAGAUUUUUUAGAGCCAGAACAGGAGAAAACAGCAAUGGAUCCAGAUAUUAAAGUGAGACAACCAGAGAAAAGAGCAAUUGAACCUAUUAUUACACAGAUAGAACUGGAUAGAAGAGCGAUGGAACUGGAUAGAAGAGCGAUAGAACUGGAUAGAAAAGUGAUAGACUUGCAUGCAGAACUGAACAGAAGAGCGAUGGAAAUGGAUAUUAGACAGAGAGAAAUUGAGAAAAGAGCAGAGAAAAGACAGACUGAACUGGAUAAAAGACUGACGGAACUGCAUGUAAGGCAAUAUAACUUGUAUAAAAGAGACAGAGAAGCAAUGGAACUGGAUGGAACAGAGAUAGGACUGAAGAAAAGAGUGACGGAACCAGAUAUUAGAGAGAUAGAAAUGGAGAGAAAAGAGAUGGAACCAGAUAUUAAAGUGAUCGAAAUGGAGAGAAAGGAGAUGAAAUUAGAUUUUAAAGAGAGAGGACUGGAUAUUAGAGAGAUAGAACUUGACAGAAGAGAGAAUGAAAUGGAGAAAAGAAAGUGUGAAAUGGAUAGAAGAGAGAGUGAAAUGGAGAGAAGAGAGAGCGAAAUGGAGGGAAAACAGAGCGAAAUGGAGGGAAGAAUGAGAGAACUGGAGAAAAGAGCAAUGCAACUGGAAAGAAGAGAAAUGGAUCUCCAUUGGGAACUGAAAAGAAGAGUGAUGGAAAUGGAUAUUAGACAGAGAGAAAUGGAGAAAAGUGCAGAGAGAAGACAGACUGAACUGGAUAAAAGACUGAUGGAACUGCAACUAAGGCAAUAUAAAGAGUAUAUAAGAGACCAAGAAGCCAUGGAACUGGAUGGAAGAGAGAUAGGACUGAAGAAAAGAGUGACGGAACCAGAUAUAACAGAGAUAGAAAUGGAGAGGAAAGAGAUGGAACUGGAUAUUAGAGAAAGAGUACUGUAUAUUAGAGAGAGAGAACUGGAUAGAAGGGAGAGCGAAAUGGAGAGAAGAAACACCGAACUGGAGAAAAGAAAGUGUGAACUGGAUAGAAGAGAGAGUGAAUUGGACAGAAGGCCUGACGGAAUGAAACCUGUUCGAAGUAGCAGCAAUGAGUUAGACCUUUCUAACAGUAAGAACUAUGUUAUUUAUGCACAGUUUGAUUUAUGCAUGUGAUGAUAGAAGAUCAUGAAAUUAUUAUAAUUUAAUUUGAUACACCAAACUUGACAUUUAUUUUGAGGUCAGACCACAGACAGGACCUCCUAAAAUGAGAUAAUGAACAGUUUUAUCAAAUCAUUAAUCUGCAUAAUGAUGACUACAUCUCAAGAAGACUUACUCAUUGUUGGGAGCAACAUGCAUUAUGUCAUCAGAUUUAUAUUUUUGAAGUAAUAUGUAAACUAACAUGCAUUUUAAAUUUACACUCUAAUACCUAAUUAUUGAAUAGAUAAGUAGCACACAUACAUUACACAUUCAUAUAACCACUGUGCUGUUACGUAGACAUAUGCAAUGCAUGCUUUGAGACAAAUAGUGAGGAUUUUCCCCUCUGUUUCCAUUCUAGACUAAUAAUUUAAUCUAAUGAAAUAAAAAGUAUUUGUAAACACUAUAUGGUGCUAUAUACAUAUUUGAAUGCAAAGUAAUAGUAGAAAAAUAAUGUAACAUUACAUUUAAAGGGGUCAUACACUGAGAAACAUCUUGGUUACGUAUGGUAACCCUCAUUCCCUGAAGGAGGGAACGGAGAUGUCACAUCGGGAUUGGGAUCCCUACCAAAGCGCCAUAGGUGCUGCCCCUUCCAGAGCUGUCUGUGCUCCUAUUUGGUGUAGACCGGGGCUCGGAACAAGUAGUUCCACUUAGGGAUCAGGGGCUAUUAAGAUGGGAGCAGAAAUGAAGCGGCUCUUGAGGUUGGAAAAUACAGUUUCAGCUGUAUAAGACCACCUGAACGUAGUACUGGGGGAGGUCAAGGCAGUCAGAGGUGAGACUAGUUGGCUGAAAUUACGAAUCUGGACUUAGCCAAUCUAUCACAGCCUUAACCUUGUCAGGAUCCAUAUGUAUUUCCUCAGACGAGACUAUGUACCCUAGGAAGGGAACAGACUGUGCAUUUAAUACGCAUUUCUCCACCUUGACAAAAAGACCAUUCUCUAGUAA